UAAACUGUCUGCUUUAUCAUCUUUUUUUUUUAAAACAGCAGCCUUAACAGGACGGAGAGUGUGAGAAAGAAGAGCACAAAGAAGAGGAGAGAGAGAGAGAAAGACAAAGAGACUGUUUUUGUGCGUUACCCAUUCGAGGAAUCAAAGCAUCUUUUCUCGAGCUCUCACAAAGGAGAAGAAGACAAGAAGAAGAUAAGGCUGAAAUUAGGGUUUCAUCUCUCUCUUAGAUAAGUGCUGUCCAUCUUGGGAGAUUAAGUAGCCUGAACCUGGAGAUAAGAUCUUGGUGCAUCUUCUCAUAAGAGUGAGUGUUUGGAGAUUUUUAUGGCUACGAGAACUCUUGUAGUUUGAAGAGAGACUCCCACAAGCUGUGAACCGGGUCAUGAAUGCGUGGCUAGGGACAUGCUCGAACCAAGGGGAGCGGACAUACCUUUAUUGUUCUUGGUUUUGGUUGUGUUUCCUGUGGUAGCUUACAUAUUAUUAGGUAAAUGGAGUGAUAUUUCUAAAAAGAGAGGGAGGGCUAACUUGCUGGCUCAGAUGGCAGCUGAAGAAGCUUUUAGAGCUGAGACCGAAGUUAAUGUGAAUAGGGGUGUAAGAUUUGAGGCUGCGGCUACAGAGAAUAGAGGUCUAAGAACCAAGACCAAGGCCGCCGUUUCUGCUGCGAGUGGUGCUGUAAGAGAUGAUUUUGUGUCUGGUGUGAGUGGGACUGUCGCUGAGCAGAGAUAUGAGUCUGUGGCUGCUACGUGUGGGGUCCCUGUUAGUAAUGAGUUUCAUGUAUGUGCAAGGUGUUUUAGUCCUGCUAAGACACGCUGCUCGAGAUGCAAAUCUGUUAGAUACUGCUCUGGGCAGUGCCAAAUAAUUCACUGGAGGCUAGCUCAUAAAGAUGAAUGUAUCCCUGUGGAGGCUUGCUCUUCUUCAUCUGAGAGGGCUUCCUUUGAGAAUGAGUCUGUUUUGCAUGACCAAGACAUGGAUGCUACAAUGUAUAGUAACGGUACCAAGCAGAAAGCGAAGGGAAAGACUUCAAAAAUCUCUGUAGAAUUUGAAAGCUUGGGUAUCUCUACACCACAAGCCAACACACAAGGGAGAAAAAGCGUAGGAAAACCAAAUUCUUCUAAGUCCAACCGAGAAUCAUUUAGUGGUGAAGCUGCAUGUGCUGGGGGCGAUAACAAGAAGGGUCACACUAAACAUAAGUUGAGAAGCAACAGCGCUGCCGUGGAAACAAAUUCUAGAAGGCAUUCUGUUGAUAACUCUUCUAUGCAAAUGAAUGGACAAGCUUUUGUAAGUGGUAUGCAAGAAACUUGUGAAAGCAAUUUGGGAGCAAGAAGCUCUUUUGGUUGUCCAAACGCACAAUAUCCUUCAAACGGGACCAGAACUGCUACUCUGCGCAAAUCCGGAGAACAACCAUGCACAGAGACGAGUAAGAAGGGACUGGUCCCUGCAGUAUCAAAGACUGUUAGGUCUAAGGAUACAUGCAUUGCUGAAGAAAGCAAUGGUAUCUCCUCAACCAUGGGUUUAAUGAAAAUGAUGGGUUUAAGAAACUCUACAAAGCAUGGUGAUCGACAUCAAAACCUGAGAAUGCUUUUUCCAUAUGAGGAGUUUGUUAAGUUCUUUCAAUGUGAGGUGUUUUACUUAUCACCUAGGGGCCUAGUGAAUUGUGGAAACAGUUGCUAUGCAAACGCUGUCUUGCAGUCCUUAACAUGCACAAAGCCACUCGUUGCAUAUUUGCUUCAACGAUCACAUUCAAGAUCUUGUUCUGGGAAAGAUUGGUGCCUUAUGUGUGAACUUGAGCAACAUGUAAUGAUGCUUAGAGAAUCUGGAGGUCCACUUUCUGCUAGCAGAAUUCUCUCACAGAUGCGGAGUAUAAAUUGUCAGAUUGGUGAUGGGAGUCAAGAAGAUGCUCAUGAGUUCUUAAGGCUUUUAGUUGCCUCUAUGCAAUCAAUAUGUUUGGAGAGACUUGGAGGUGAGACUAAAGUGGAUACAAGACUGCAAGAAACAACCUUAGUUCAACAUAUGUUUGGUGGACGUCUCCGCUCAAAGGUGAAAUGCUUGAGGUGUGGUCAUGAAUCAGAAAGAUACGAAAACAUAAUGGAUCUCACACUAGAGAUAUACGGAUGGGUAGAAUCUCUUCAAGAUGCUCUGACUCAGUUUACUAGACCAGAAGAUCUCGAUGGAGAAAAUAUGUAUAGAUGCAGCAGGUGCGCUGGAUAUGUUAAAGCAAGAAAAGAAUUGAGCAUUCAUGAAGCACCAAACAUUCUCACAAUUGUUCUUAAGAGAUUCCAGGAAGGAAGAUACGGGAAAAUAAACAAAUGUAUAAGCUUUCCUGAAAUGCUGGAUAUGAUACCUUUUAUGACAAGAACCGGAGAUGUUCCUCCACUUUAUAUGCUUUAUGCUGUUAUAGUUCACCUGGAUACUCUCAACGCAUCUUUCUCUGGUCAUUACAUUUCCUAUGUCAAAGAUUUGAGAGGCAACUGGUUCAGAAUAGAUGAUUCCGAGAUUCAUCAAGUGCCAAUGACUCAAGUUAUGUCAGAAGGAGCUUAUAUGUUGUUCUACAUGAGAUCGUAUCCGCGUCCUCUAAGAGGAGAACACAACGGAAAAGCUCAGGUUCGGCAUUCACAGUCACAACCAAGAGACGAGAUGAAGGAACAGAGGAAACCAGUUAACCGCUUCAAACCGAGAGCGGACCACCACAAGAACUUUGAGUCAUCAAGCGAGUGGUCUCUCUUCACGAGCUCAGACGAAGCUUCAUUCACCACAGAAUCAACCAGGGACUCUUUCAGCACCGUGGACUACACAGAUGGGUGCAACGUCUUAGACUCUUCCUCUCCUUUCUCCAUCUUCAACAACUUACGCCACAACGUGGAGCCGUCGCCGCACAACACCGUCGCCUGCAGAAUGUUCUCAGGUACCAAGUCAGAAACCCGGUAUUUCGUGGAGGAAGAAACGAAUCACAACAACACGGUCGUGAUGGACUCAGCACCAACAUCCCAUGACUAUUACCAGCAGAGUAUGUAUGUAAACUAUGAGACUAACCCAGGGUUUAACUGUCAGGAUCAAACUUACAGUUAUGAACAAAACUGGUAGUAGUAGUAGUAGUAGAAGAGAGUAGAGAGGAUUCUGUUCUGAACCUCCCAUGAUUUUUAAAUAUGUUUAGAUCUCUCUUAGGGAUACUUAACUCGAGUGCCCUAAUCCUUUUUUUUUUGUCUUUAUGAUAUAUCUAUAUUUGGUUCAGGGCAAAUGUUCAGUCUCAUUUUACCAUAUUUUUCCUGUUUCUGUA
This is a messenger RNA of Brassica rapa (field mustard), 3271 nucleotides long. RefSeq names its product ubiquitin carboxyl-terminal hydrolase 15. Gene Ontology annotation, cellular component: cytosol; nucleus. Gene Ontology annotation, molecular function: cysteine-type deubiquitinase activity. Gene Ontology annotation, biological process: protein deubiquitination. The record is from RefSeq and is a predicted model, not a curated record. Lineage: Eukaryota; Viridiplantae; Streptophyta; Magnoliopsida; Brassicales; Brassicaceae.